Messenger RNA from Cavia porcellus (domestic guinea pig), 6693 nucleotides. RefSeq names its product zinc finger protein 250 (gene Znf250). Lineage: Eukaryota; Metazoa; Chordata; Mammalia; Rodentia; Caviidae. Gene Ontology annotation, cellular component: nucleus. The transcript has 5 exons. Bases 4169 to 5908 code for a protein of 579 amino acids. Gene Ontology annotation, biological process: regulation of DNA-templated transcription. The record is from RefSeq and is a predicted model, not a curated record.
UCCGAUGCGCAGAAGGGGAAGCUUGGUUUUGUUUAUGAGACUGGCUCUCACUGUGUUACCCAGGCCGGCCUCGAACCCCUGCGCCCAAGCGAUCUUCCAGCUGCAGCAUCUCAGUAGCCGGGGCUGCAGGCGCCGCCUGAGCCAAGAUAGAAACAGGUUUUUCUGGGUGCUGCGGAAACGCCUUUAGCUGAGCAAGAACGCACUGCCCCGGCUCUAGUGGCCGAAUGUGCUUCUCCGUUUCUCUAUGGAUGUCUUUACGCCGUUACUUUGUCAGUCCUAUUUUAAUGAAUGAAGCCAGUGUUGGGUAACACAGCAGACAUACUUUGUUUACUACUGGUUUUUAAGUUUGUAAUAGAAAAUGAUAAGCAAGCUUGUCAGCAAAUAUGAAAGCCACUGUCCCGACGUCCUGCCCCUAUGCGGGAAAGUGGCCCCUGCGCUUCCCCUUCAGGGGUUCAGGUGCGGUUCCGGCUGCCGUGCAGCCGGCGGAUUUCGUGUUCUGCACCUGAACGCAAAACUCCGCCAGACUUUUCACUGUGACAGGUCUUCUUGGAUUUGUGUUCUGUGGGCUUAGCACGAAGUGGAGUGAGGUUGGCAGGCGAGGGCGUGGUGCCCCAUUCCUGCAGCGUGGGGAAGCAGCCCUGCCUUCUUCCCGCCGGGACGCUUGAGUUUCCAGGCUACGUUCUUGGCAAGGUUGAAGUCUCUUCAUUUGUGUUUUAGCUAUUUGGAUUUCGUUUGUGAUUUGCCUGUUGAAAGAGCACAACUCUGCGUCUUCUCACUCUGGCUUUUAAAAUAGCCUUUUGUUUUCUGUGGUACUUUUAAAAUUUGGAUCAUCUGGAAUUUAAAUAUGGGGUAAGCUUAGAGCCCAGUUUUUGCCUUCUAAAUCGUAACAAUUUCUAACACUAUCCACUAUUAAAUAACUAGUGUAUCUUCCCACUGAUUUGUGAUACUGUCUUUGUCACCUAUUAAAUUCUUCUCUGUCUUUAGGCCCAUUUCUAGACUUCGUGGUGGCUUUGUGCAUAAGGUUUUGAUUUACAAGCUGCAUGUCUGGGUGUCUGCCUCCCAGGACUUACUGUUGUUCCUCUUGCUCUUGGCUGCUUUGAACUGCUUUGAACCCCCUCACCAUGCCACCUUGCCUUGGAGCCAGGUGAUUAUGAACUGAAACCUCCACAAACUGUGAGCUAAAUAAACCUUUCCUUCAAAAAAAAAAAAGGCUUUUCUGAGCAACAUACCCGAAGCAGUAAGUUGUUUUUUUCUUUUUUGAGACAAGGCCUCACUAUGUAGUUAGGCGGACCUGAAACUCAAAGCAGCCCUCCUGCCUCAGCUUUCUGAGUGCUGGGAUUACAGAUAUGCACCACCACACAUGUUUUGUAUUUUUAAAUUAUUUUAUGAUGUUGUUUUUAAGUCCUCUGCCCUUUUACUUUUUAAAUCUCUUUGCUCUACUUUAUAAUAAUUUGUUAAUUUUGUAAUAUUUAAUGUUACUUUUCCUAAAAUAUUUAACCUGUCAUCCUGUUGCCACUUAGUAAAUCAUCUUUCCUCCAGCAAAUGAAUUUAUUUAUUUAUUUAUUUAUUUUGCUGUACUAGGGAUUGAACCCAGACCCUUCCCACUAAGCUAGCACUGACAGUUUGAAUAAACUCACUAAACUUUCUGCUGUGACCUUUCCUGAGUUGGUCAUUCUCACUGAGGCCCAUGUGGCCUGGUGGCAGAUUAAGCUCCUCUCUCACCUGGCACCUUUCUUAAGUGUCUCCAGAAUGUCCCUGUGUUUGUUCUUUUAGAUGACAGAUGUGUUAACACUGUGAGUGGAUCACAGGUGAGCAUCACUGUGAUCUGUCCAGUCUUUAUAGAGACCUGGUAUGUGUGCCUUUUAUAUCAUUCUUUGUUGUCCAUAAACUUCCAUAGCUUUCUGUGUAGAAACCUGCACAUUUCUAAAGUCUGUUUUUUAUUGAUAUUUGUGAAUAGAAUCAUUUUUUUCCCUGUCAUAUCUUUAAUCAAGUGUCACUGGGGUAUAGGAACACUAUCAGUCUAGACACAUACUCUAGGAAGUUUGUGAGUGUUAUAUUUAGUAGUGUUUUACACUCUUCCACCAUUACAUGGUGGCACAUUCCUGUAAUCCCAAUAUUCAGGAGUUAGAGGCAAGAACCAGCCUGGGCUACUUAUCCCAGAUUGUUGAGGCCUGUAACCUCCCAAAUGAGUAGACAUGAAGGGUUAAAUAAAAAAGACAAGUGGUAUGAUUUUAGGGCUCCAGGAGGAUCAAAAUCCUUUAGCAGAAUUUGGGAUUCUCUGGGGGCUGAGACAAAGAACUCUGGGCAGCUUUGUUUAUUUGGUUUUCAAAGAAGAGAAGUGCUUAGAAUGGAUGGUGUGGAAACUAAGCAGGAGCUUGGAAGUCUUCUCCAAGUGGUAAAUUAUGCUAGUUAGGAGAGCUGUCUUAUCCCUAAGUUGACAUUUACUACAGCAGUGAGGCACCUGCAGCUACAGUCUCUAGUUAAUUGGAGUUGGAGCCAGGUGUCCUCGCCUGUGGCCUUAUCUUGUACUUAGAGGCAUCACCCCAUCAUAAGGCUCUGAACCUGCUGCCCAUCUCCAUACAAGAGGCUUAGGCCUGGGACAGACUCACAAGUUCUUUAGUUCUUCCCUUGCAGUGCCGGGUCAUAAUAAUGAGAGCUGGACUCCCACUUGACAGAAAGUACCUGACUGCAAUGUGGCUUCUUUCCAGUUUUCUUUAAGUGACCAUGGCUUCUGAGGGGUUGAUCUUCUUGUUUUUCUGGGUUAUUCUAUAGGGACAGUCCCAAAUUACUCUGCUACUCAAACCUUUUGUGUGCCAUUUUUUGGACCCAUUAGUGUAUGAGGUCUGUGUUCAGCUCUGAUGCUUCCUGAGUGUGUAGCUCGCUGGGGGUGCUGGCUGUAUUUGCCCAAGCAUUAGGCAGGGUCGUAGCUUCAUGAGGGGCUCUGCAGACUCUGUCUUCAUUAUUUUGUGGCAGUGAUUCCUGGCCUGUUUCAGUCCUAGCCCUGGGGCCCAACAUCUUUUCAGGACUUUUAUGAGCCAGGCUUUUGUUUUUGUUAAGAGCAGAAUAUAUUUAUUGAGAGAAAGCUUCUGUCCAAGAGAGAGACAGAAGGGGUCCUGAGUGCGUUGCUGCCUUUUCUAGGGAUUUUUAUAGAUCAAAACCAUGAGGCGAGGCAGAUCUAAGGUUAAGAAAAAUGGGAAAUCAAAGGCGGACAUGAGGUGAGCCAGAACUAUUGUGAAACCAGUAUGAUUAUGAAUAUAAUUGCUCAGGUAAAUUGAUGAAAUCAAGAUCAGAUGGGGAACUGAGUCACGAGUAGCAAGUGGGCAUGAAUGCAGAGCAGGGCCUUUUCUGUAGAGGGGGUUGGGUUAGUGGCUCCUUCUGGCUUCCUUAAGGUGAUGGAGACCUAUUUAGAAUAUCAGUCCCUGACAUUUAUCCUUAGGAAGUCUAUGGGUGUGUUUGUUUUAUCUUUUAUCUUGCAUUCUGGCCCACAGUUGCAAGGUGUCUGGUCUCUACGUUGGCUCCUGCCAGGGCCUAGUCCUGUCUGACUGCCUGUGUCUAACUCAGCUGCCUGUAACACCCCACUCUUAAAGAAGUGCUGUGAGCUGCUGUGAGGGAGAAAUGAGCGAUGACUGAUCUGACUUCCUCAGGCUGAAGAGGGGCUAUGUAAGGGCUCUUGAUAGACAACAGCCUUUCAAGUCUUAAAAAACUGUCCACAUGACUUUCCUUUUUUGUCUGAACUCCAGUGAUUUUUUUCAUAGAGCAAAGUGAGGUGAGCUUCAGAAUCCUGAGGGGAAAUAGGGAGCUGGUUAAAAACUGGUUUCCAGUGCCCCACACAGGUCUACUGUUGCCUUGUGAACGUGUGAGCUUUAGACGGCAGUCACAGGCAUGUUCCAGGGGACCCACAUCCAGGCCUCCUCUUCUAACUUGAUGGCAAGUCCUCCUUCAAGCCUCAGACUAGAUUCCUGGGUCACCCCAGACUCAGUACACAUGAAGUGACACCGCUGAGGCCCUUGCUGCCAGCACCCUCAUCAAGCUGUAAGGCUGAGAGCCCCUGCCUCAGUGCAGCAUCGAGACCACCAGCAGAUUCCAGCAGUGACUAAGCCUCGGGCCAGGGUCUUCACAGGAGUGUGUGCCACCCCGGGCUGAGCCUUAGCCCCCGCAUGACCCACAAAUGCCUUGUGGUGCGGAACACACAGACACUGGCCCGCUGCAAGCUGCUGUCCUUGUAUGGAGGAAGGAAAAGGCCUGGGCCAAGUCCCACAGGAGCCUGUUUUCUGUACUCUCAGAGCUCCCAGGAAACCAGGAGAUGGCAGCGGCCGAGCUCCUGCCACUGCCAGCUGGACCCCAGGCCAAGGUGACCUUCGAGGAUGUGGCUGUGUUCCUCUCCCAGGAAGAGUGGGACCGCCUGGGCCCUGCUCAGCGGGGCCUGUACCGAAACGUGAUGAUGGAGACCUAUGGGAACGUGGUCUCAGUGGGACUUCCAGGAUCCAAGCCUAAUGUGAUCUGCCAGCUGGAGCGAGGAGAAGACCCAUGGGUCCUAGAUGAGCACGGGACUACAAAGAGCCAGGGCCUGGGGAGUGACUGCUCAGAAUGCAAAACCAAGGAAGAGGACCUGGACACAGACUUGAGCCUAAAGCCAUUAAUUUCAGAAGAGGUAAAACCAAUUCUGGGGAAAACAUCUUUAGGGGAGACUGAUCAAGAAUAUAACACCAAGCGGAACUUCUGCCUAAGUCCAAGCCCUGCUGGCCAACGUGAGGCCCAGAGCUCUAAGGGAAAGGUGGCACUCAGUCAGCACCAGGCAGUUCCUAAUGGGGACAGGCCCUUCAUAUGCAUCGAGUGUGGGAAGUGCUUUGGUCGGAGCUCCCAUCUCCUUCAGCAUCAACGAAUCCACACUGGUGAGAAGCCCUAUGUGUGCAGUGUAUGUGGAAAGGCCUUCAGCCAAAGCUCGGUCCUUAGCAAACACAGGAGAAUCCACACUGGGGAGAAGCCCUAUGAGUGUAACGAGUGUGGAAAAGCCUUUAGAGUGAGCUCAGACCUCGCUCAGCACCACAAGAUCCACACAGGUGAGAAGCCUCAUGAGUGCCUGGAGUGUCGGAAAGCCUUUACUCAGCUCUCGCACCUCAUUCAGCACCAGCGCAUCCAUACCGGAGAACGGCCCUACGUGUGCCCGUUGUGUGGGAAGGCCUUCAACCACAGCACGGUCCUAAGGAGCCACCAGAGGGUGCACACCGGGGAGAAACCCCACCAGUGUGGUGAGUGCGGGAAGACCUUCAGCGUGAAGCGGACCCUGCUGCAGCACCAGCGGAGCCACACUGGGGAGAAGCCUUACACGUGCAGCGAGUGCGGCAAAGCCUUCAGUGACCGCUCUGUCCUCAUCCAGCACCACAAUGUGCACACUGGAGAGAAGCCCUAUGAGUGCAGCGAGUGUGGGAAGACCUUCAGCCACCGCUCCACACUGAUGAACCACGAGCGCAUCCACACAGAGGAGAAGCCGUAUGCAUGCUAUGAAUGUGGCAAGGCGUUUGUGCAGCACUCACACCUGAUCCAGCAUCAGAGGGUCCACACUGGGGAGAAACCCUACGUGUGCAACGAGUGUGGGCACGCCUUUAGUGCACGCCGCUCUCUGAUCCAACACGAGCGAAUUCACACGGGUGAGAAGCCUUUUCAGUGCACAGAAUGUGGGAAGGCCUUUAGCCUGAAGGCAACUCUGAUUGUGCACCUGAGGACCCACACAGGCGAGAAGCCUUACGAGUGCAACAGCUGUGGCAAGGCCUUCAGCCAGUACUCCGUGCUCAUCCAGCACCAGCGCAUCCACACUGGAGAGAAGCCCUAUGAGUGUGGCGAGUGUGGGCGUGCCUUCAACCAACACGGGCACCUGAUCCAGCACCAGAAAGUACACAGGAAGCUGUGACGCAAGGUGGCCCUCACAGGCACCUGCUUGCAUAGAAACCACAAGAGGCACAGGCAGCCUCCUUGCCAGGGUGCUUGUUACCUCUGCAGGACACACUGAGUGAUCCAGGACUAUGAGCUCCCAAAGAAAGGCACAGGGUGUGGCUGGGGAUUUAGCUCAGCGGCAUAAGUGCCUGCCUUGCAAGCAGGCAGUCGUGAGUUCGAUCCCGGUACCGAUAAAAAGGAAAAAGACAAAAAAAAAAAAAAAAAAAAAAAAGGCACAGUGCAUAACCCUGGGAAAAGUUUCAGAGACUCUGUUAUCUUCAACAUCUUGAAGUUACAUAGGAGGUAAUGGUAUAUUUGUAGUGAAUACUGAUAAAGAUAGCCAUAAUUCUUUGUUUCUUUAACAUUAUUUUAAGUAACUAAGAGAAGUGUAAGGACUGUUGUCUCAAACUUAAUUCCAAAUAAAGCUCUUUUCCUUAGAAUCUGCCUGCCUCUCCUGAAUACAAUUGACCAUCGUAAUUAUUGUACUUAAACUUAGAAUGUACUAUUUUCAGUACUCUGUAAAAACACUAAAGUGCUGUAUGGAUAAAAUGGUAUUUUAAAAAUAUUGUCAAGUAUCACCAUGUGAAAUAGCUAAAAAUUCUAAGUGCAUGGAAAUACCUGUUUUGUACUUUUAAAAAAGUUUAAAAAUACAUUAGUGACAAGUGUCGUAAAUUUAGAAAACCCUUUAUCUGGUGCUUUAACUUCAGUCAAGGUUAGAAGGAAUGUCCUAACACGUCAAUAAAAAUUCAAUUCAAAAAUGGG